Ricinus communis (castor bean) is the source of this 2088-nucleotide messenger RNA. RefSeq lists its product as uncharacterized. Lineage: Eukaryota; Viridiplantae; Streptophyta; Magnoliopsida; Malpighiales; Euphorbiaceae. The coding region runs from base 61 to 1971 and encodes 636 amino acids. The transcript is spliced from 7 exons. The record is from RefSeq and is a predicted model, not a curated record. Gene Ontology annotation, molecular function: protein binding.
ACGACUUGUAUUAUAAACAAACUUCUUUCACUGAUACCACAAGCUAUUUCAGAAAAGAUUAUGCAGCCUUACAGUGAUUUGGCCUCCGGCAAUGUUUUUCAUCCAAGGACACAACCUGUAACAUCACGGCAAGAAAGCUCGAGUUAUGGUCAAGACACUGCGUUCAUGCAGAACCUGGCUCUACAUAAAGCGGUCGACAGUGGGGAUUGGGAGGCUGCAAAGAAAUUUCUUGAAGAUCAUCCUGAUGCACUGACAGCUAGCCUAUCAGCAGAUGGGGAUACAGCCCUCCACGUUGCGGUUCUGGCAGGGCAUGUAGAGAUAGUUGAGGAGCUAUUGACACUGUUAGAUGCAGAGGACUUGGAAAUGAAAAACAAGAACAAUGCCACUGCACUUAAUUAUGCUGCCAUUGGAGGAAUCACAAGGAUUGCUGAGGGCUUGGUGAAUUCCAGAAAAAACUUGCUCAGCAUUCCUAAUCAGAAUGGCCUAAUACCUGUGGUUGUAGCUUCUCUCUAUGGUCAUAAAGACAUGGCUCGUUAUCUCUACAAGGAGAGCCCGAAAGGGGAACUCAGUCCUGAGAAAGGCAAGAACGGGAUUAUGCUUCUCACAACUUGUAUUGUUGAUGAUCUCUAUGAUAUUGCUUUGGACUUGCUUCAAAAUUACCCAGAAUUAGCAUAUCAUCAAGAUAGUGACAAAGAUACAGCACUUGAGAUGUUGGCUCAGAAACCUUCUGCAUUCCCCAGUGGAAGUACACUUCCUCUGUGGCAAAGUUGGAUAUACAUGUGUAUCCGUGUCCCUGAGUCUCAACCCUCUAGCAAUGGAGACAUUGAAAGUCCUCGUAGUGGAAGAUUAAUAAGAAGAAACAUCAUCAGAAGAGUAUUUCACAACCUGUUAGUAUGGAUUUGGAAAUGGCUAAAACCAUUAGUUCCAGGACUCGAGUAUUUGUAUAACCUGAAGUUGACCCAUGUCCAAGCACAUGAACUCCUUUGUUGCCUAUGCCAAGAAAUAUCAACUCUGCAUAAAUCAGAAUUCGAGAACAUUGGAGUGUAUAGAGCCAUAUUCAAAGCUGUCAAGCAUGGAACUGUUGAAUUUGUUGAAGAGAUGACUAAACAUUAUCCUGACAUCAUUUGGUGCGAGGAUGAAUGCAACCGGGGGAUAUUCAUGUAUGCAGUUCUUCAACGUCAGGAAAAGGUUUUCAACCUUAUAUAUAAAAUGGGUGCAAAGAAGAACUCCAUUGCAACUUCUUGGGAUAAAUAUUUUAAUAACAUUUUACAUCAAGCAGCAUCCCCACCACCAUCUUCUCAGCUUGAUCGCGUUUCGGGUGCAGCACUGCAAAUGCAAAGGGAGUUGCAGUGGUAUAAGGAAGUGGAAAGUAUUGUACAACCCAAGUACAAGGAGAUGGUCAACUUUCAACGUAAGACUCCUCGUGCUUUAUUUACAGAAUCCCACAAGAAAUUAGUUGAAGAAGGCGAGAAAUGGAUGAAGGACACAGCUACAUCCUCCACUGUCGUGGCAGCACUAAUUGCUACGAUUAUGUUUUCUGCAAUCUUUACAGUUCCUGGAGGUUAUGAUCAAUAUGGAAAGCCUCUAUACUUGUAUGAAGGUGUAUUCAUGGUUUUCAUGGUAGCUGAUGCAAUGUCAUUGUUUGCUUCCACAUCUUCGAUACUGAUGUUUUUAGGAAUCUUGACAGCGCGAUACAGAGAAGAAGACUUUCUCAAGUCCUUGCCAACCAAAUUGAUUGUAGGUCUUUCUACUCUUUUCUUCUCUAUAGCAACAAUGAUGAUAACAUUUGGAGUAGCUCUUUUUACUUUUCUUCGCGAGCGUGUAUCUUGGGUUUUAUUUCCCAUUAUUUUGCUCGCCAGUCUUCCAGUUACUCUCUUUGCUCUCUUGCAAUUUCCUCUCCUUGUUGAGAUUUUCUUCUCCACAUAUGGGCUUGGCAUUUUUGAAAAGUCGAGGAAGUGGAGGUUAUUUUGAGCAGUUGGCAUGGUAUGUAUAAGGAACAAGCCAAUUAGAAAUUCUAAGGAAUAUCAUAUGUACUUUUCUUGGAUUUGUACACUUCUAAUUAAAUGUUUAUCUAUCUAUUUAUUUACA